This is a messenger RNA of Phacochoerus africanus (Common warthog), 1614 nucleotides long. It is a transcript of the gene HMX2, whose product is annotated as H6 family homeobox 2. The record is from RefSeq and is a predicted model, not a curated record. Lineage: Eukaryota; Metazoa; Chordata; Mammalia; Artiodactyla; Suidae. Gene Ontology annotation, molecular function: RNA polymerase II transcription regulatory region sequence-specific DNA binding; DNA-binding transcription factor activity, RNA polymerase II-specific. Gene Ontology annotation, cellular component: nucleus. The transcript has 2 exons. Bases 238 to 1059 code for a protein of 273 amino acids. Gene Ontology annotation, biological process: regulation of transcription by RNA polymerase II.
GCAUUCGCGCCGGGGCUGGGCGGGCGCACCCAGAGCCGGGCGGGCAGGGACCCCAGAGCAGCUGUCCGGUGCCCGUGUGUCCCUCGCACGGAGGGGACGCCUCGCCAGUCUCGCCGCCCCCCUCCCCCUGGCUCCCCUCCCCGCCCCUCCCCCCAAGCCUGCCUGCCUGCACCACCUUCCAUACAGAUCGUCUCUAAAGGGAGUUCUUGGUUUCCUCCGAUUUCUUAUGAACCCAGGAUGGGCAGCAAGGAAGAUGCGGGCAAGGGGUGUCCGGCGGCCGGCGGCGUCUCCAGCUUCACCAUUCAGUCCAUCCUGGGCGGGGGCCCCUCGGAGACGCCACGGGAGCCCGCCGGCUGGCCAGCCAGGAAGCGCAGCCUGUCCGUGUCCUCGGAGGAGGAGGAGCCGGACGACGGCUGGAAGGCACCCGCCUGCUUCUGCCCAGACCCGCUCGGCCCCAAGGAGCCUGGCCCCAAGCACCACCCCCCCAUCCCCUUUCCUUGCCUGGGUACCCCCAAGGGCAGUGGAGGUGCCGGGCCGGCGAGCUCGGAGCGCACGCCUUUUCUUUCUUCGUCGCACCCGGACUUUAAGGAAGAGAAAGAGAGGCUCUUGCCCGCGGGCUCGCCAUCGCCUGGGCCCGAGCGGCCGCGGGACGGCGGCGCCGAGCGGCAGGCGGGCGCGGCCAAGAAGAAGACGCGCACGGUCUUCUCGCGCAGCCAGGUGUACCAGCUCGAGUCCACCUUCGACAUGAAGCGCUACCUGAGCAGCUCGGAGCGCGCCUGCCUCGCCUCCAGCCUGCAGCUCACCGAGACCCAGGUCAAGACUUGGUUCCAGAACCGCCGCAACAAGUGGAAGCGGCAGCUCUCCGCCGAGCUGGAGGCGGCCAACAUGGCGCACGCGUCGGCGCAGACUCUGGUGGGGAUGCCGCUCGUGUUCCGGGACAGCUCAUUGCUGCGCGUGCCGGUGCCGCGUUCGCUCGCCUUCCCCGCGCCGCUCUACUACCCCGGCAGCAACCUCUCGGCCUUACCGCUCUACAACCUCUACAACAAGCUCGACUACUGAGCCUCCCGCCGGCCCCGCGCCGCCCGCCCGCUCCCCGCAAGCCUGGCGCGCGCGCGGGCGGUCCCCCAUCCAGAACCGGGCGGCGUGUUUCCAGAAAUAUUACGAAAUACACCAUGUGUAUUCAUUAUCUCUUAUUUAUGGCCUCUGCCCUACUUUCUGUUUUGAUUGUUUCUGGUAGUUAUCGGCAUCCUUCCAGCCAGAUCAUCUGCUUUUUCACCCCCAACGAACCAAUACAUUUUGAAAACCAUUUCGGAGGGGCUGUUCUCGGGUGGUUGGUGGGAAAGGGAAUUUCGGCCAGAUUCACAUGGAUUGGUAGGGAAAAAAAUUAAAAAAAAAAAACAAACCCAGCAAACCAGGUACACUCCUCUCCCCAUAUAUACACCUGUAUAUAUGUACACGCACACGCGGCCGGCCAAGCCAGCCCUUGGAGGCUUUGACCAACUAUCUCAUCGCCUCUUUUCGUUUCCCUUGUCCUGAGGAUGAGUAGGGGCCAAAGGGGGAGAGUUCAGAUCUGUAAAUAUUUUUAAAAAGAAAAAAUAAAACAUUUUAAGCAUC